AGCAAGGGAGAUUCCGCCUUCUUCUGUCGCUUCUCUUCUUUUUCAAGUUAGACCAUCACUUUCGAAAACGGACCUAUUCUGCCCGCAAUGCCGUCCCCCAGCCGCUCGCGAGGCAGCGAGAGUAUGUCGCCCGCGCAGCACGACUUCUACACGAAUCAGGGCUUGAAAGCCACCGCCGUUUACCCCGCAUCUGCGAGCAGAGAGAUACCAAUGAUGAUGUCCGCGCAGGGACAAAGCUCCUACGAUAUCAGCAGCAGAGGACGUCAGAACUCCCUUACGCGCCACUCUUCUGCGACGCCACCUUUGUCGGUGCGAAAGCUGAACGUGUGCACCUCCCCUCCCCCAUCCACCUGCCCACAGCCGAAUGGUGGCCGCGAUACCGCAAAGAGCGGUGCGGCUAGACGUCCAUCAGCUCCCGUGAGCACCACGCGAGGCCUGGCAGGCGCCACUUAUACCGUGCGUGCCGGUCAGCACCCGCUCUUCACAGGCAGCAGCCACAGCAGGCUUGUGAAACCGCAACUAUUUCACCCACCGCAACGCCGUACCCCUCCUCCGUCUUCGGCUCCGGACACGGCAGCAGCAUCCAUGAUUAUGAUGAUCUCGCCCGAGAAUAACACCGUGCGUGGCUUACGCGGCAGCGCAAUGAAUGGGUUGGCUAGCACCACAGAAGCAGGGCUGACGCACGCCGCAAAGCGCAACAGCGUUAUUGAGCGCAUCGCCGCUGCUGCCGGCUUCGAAGACACGGCCCACAACGACAGCAACGACAACGCUGGCACGGCGCGACCGCCAUCAACAAUCGGAGGCGACCGUCUGAACGCUGCUCCCCGAGGAACCGCCACGGUGCACUUCCAGCUCCCCUCCAACGGUGGCGUCACACACCCAAGCGUUACCGAGUCGCAGGCACUCGAGCCACUCGUCCUUCACGACGCAAUGAAGAUGCGCUUGCAGCAACCCCCGUCCAACGUCAUGGGCGAGAGCUCUCUCGCCCAGCAGCGGCUGCCGGCCGAAGCACUCGUGCUGCGUCCGCCAGAGAAGACGGCGGACGGGAAAGACAACGCCAUGUAUCUGCAGCUUUCUUCCUUUAAAAUGGCGCCGCUCGGUGUUGUUGGUGAUAGCAAUGGAAAAGCAGAAAAAACUCUCACCGAUGCAGCGACUGCUCCAUUGCCCUCUGUACCGACAGCGGUACCACAAGCAAAUGUGCCAUUGUCCGGCUCAGCUGCUGCGGCUACGAAUACGACCACUGGUAUUACCACCACGACUUCAGUACCACCACCGCCUCCUGCUGCGUCUUUGCCGCAGCCUUCCAACGAGGCCACAGCAGCCUCUCAGCUUGCAGGGCAGCCAUCCGCAGCAGUGACUCCAGCAGUCACGCCCUCCCCCGCCAACCCUUCGCCUCCUGUCCUACACGCCUCCUUUCGCGAGCCCACCUCGGAAGAAAAGGCGGCGGCAGAGGCGGACCAUCUCAUGAAUGACUUGAUCAGCAGCGCCGCUCAACGCAGGCACAAUCCAGCAGAACCGGUGUGGAACGCACACGGUACACUCCCCUUUGCGGAGGAUGCGUUGUCCCCCGCACCGGACGCCGAUGCGUCGACCGAGGCGGACAUGGCAGCGCAGUACGUGCGGCGUCAGAUCAGCCACAAUAGAUGCUUCGUUGGGUGGCAACCACCGCCGACAAAUGUGCUUCUGCCGGACCCGGCGCAGCCGGAUGCGACGUGGUCGGUGCUGGCGAACGCAACGGCGCAGGCGGUGCAGCAGGCCGCUGCCUCGCAGACCAUUGCGCAGUCAAGGGGAGCUGCCGACGCGAACACCAUUCCAGGGGUUUUGCCGCCGCGUUCCACCUACGGUGCAGAGGCGACCGCAGCAGCGGAUGGUGAAGCGACGGCGGCGGUGCGGUGUGCCGACUACCACGCGCCUUUUCAGCAGGUUCUACACCCGGAAUGCGUAGAGGACUUCCACGCGCUUCCGGACACCUCCGGCAUUGUCGUGGACACCGGCGGCGCACCGUCACGCCCCGAUCUGUCGGAGGCGGAACGUGCCAUACAGGACGCGUUGCGGCAGAGUUCAACCGAUACCACCGCACGGUCGUUUGCCUCCCAAGCCGUCAUCCUGCGCGACCCCCUCUCUCUACUUGCAUGCGAGCACCUGGCCGAUGACACGGUUGGUAUGGUGGCUCGCCGCCGCUCGUAUCUGACGGCGAUGAUGCAGCUCAACGGCGCCCUCCAGGGAGAUGCCCUACCUUCCUCAAAAGGAAAUACCUCUGCCCUCCAAUCGGUCCUGCAGACCGCCACGCCGCCUGGUGAGGUCUUCUGCGAACUGACGUACCAGGCGAAGGUGCUGCUCUCGACGAUCUUGUACAUGCGUGCGUUGGGUGCAUUGCCGACGCUGCUCCGCGUAGGCCCGCUGACCGAGUACAGUCCCGUCAUCGACAAGGGCAACUGCAUCGAGCUCGUCUUCUACAACCCGUCCGACGAAGAGCGCGAGCAGCAGGCGGCGCAGCAGGCGGCGCAGCAGGAUGUCCGUCGCCGACAGAGUCUGCAGCGGCAGCGCACGGUGGUGUAUCACCAAGCACCGUUGGCACAAACGCACUCGGCGGCCAUGUCGCCGAUGAAGGCAGGCCGGCUGCGCUCGCGCUCUCAACCGCCGGCGCAGCAGCAGCAGCAGCAACAGCAACAGCGAGAGACAUCCCCUGGUAUCCGCGCCGCGUCGGCACUGCGCAAUCGGCCUCGCAGCCUCUCCGCCACCCCUUCAACGUGGCACCGCACUGCGAGAGGCAACUCUGCCGAUGACGUGGGUGAACUUGCACCCGCUGAUCGUAGCGCCGGACACGCCCUCCGCUCUCCGCUGCUCAGCAGGCGAAGGUCGUCCCCUUCGCAGAUGAGUCCAGCCGAGCUGAGUCAAGUAUCACAGCAGCAGCAGUUCCAGCGGCAACCGAGUGCUGUGGAGGGCCUUCUUCUGCAGUCGCUGUCGAACGUGGCGAUGCGGCGCUCCGGCUCCACCGUCUUCCAAUCCGAGGCCGCCCCCUUCCACGCCAAGGCGGAGCAGGUCUUCGGUGUUACCUCGAAGGCGCCGCUGACGGGGGCGGGGCUGACCAGCCUUGCCAGCCCGCUGUUGCGGCGCUCCAGGGAGCCGUCGCUUCUCAUCGACGAGUCGAUGGAGGUGGACACCCCCGCCUCGGUGGUGUACCGGCGGCCGAACUUCUACAACGAAAACGGCGGUGCGUGGCUGCAGCGCAGUCUCUCGCAGGACGCCGCGUCGCGUGUGCAUAUGCAGCCGUGGUCAAGAGCAAAUGCAGAGACAGGCAACAACACUCUCAACCGCAAGGCUUGUGCGAUGUCGAACAGCGCCAGGCAGCGACAGCGGCGGGGCUCCGAGUGCUGCGGCGGGAUGGGACCUGCCGCCAUUCCCCACGCCCGCGGAGGACGGGGAGGAGACCGACACACCACCGUUACCCCGACCCGUCACAUCCCGUCAUCAACCACGACGCCGACGUUUGCGGCGCCGGCAGACGCUGCCCUGCAGACGCACGCUGCUCUCCGUCGCAGCUCGGUGCACUUGGCCGUUGAGCAGUUAAAGCACGACGCCGAUGCAGAGAAGCCGGCGGUAUCGCCAUCGGCGUCCUCCCCAGCCACGUGGAGACCAACGCGAACCCCUGUCUCGCCAUUCCAGCCUUCUGUGUCGUUUAAAUCGCUGCACGACACCGGCACGGUACCGCACGCACGAGCCGCAAAACCCGUCCCGCCUCACGGCGCGGGUGCAUCGCGCUUCCCUGCCGGCGAGCGAGAGUUGUGUGUUGUGCUGCGCGCGGUGGUGGCGCAGAAGUCGCACGUGUACGCCUUUGGUGAAUCCGAGACGGUGCACGUGCUGCCACCCCUGCCGCCGCGCUCGAUCGACGACGGCGUCGACGCAGACGCACUGCUACUGCAGCAGAUGCAACGCAAGAAGAGUGAGUUGGAGCGUCUUGCGAUGGACGCAUCGAACCCGCUCGUGCGUUUUCUCAGCGGUUCGACGCUGCGCAACGCGGGAAGUGUUGUCGCGGAGGCGAAAGAGCAAGAGGCGGAGCGGCGCCAAGUGUCACUGCGCGAGCAGGCUCGGCGUGUGGCGGCGGCGGCACGGCGGCAAGCACCCGCGGCCGUCGACGUGGCUGGCCGGCCCGUCACGGACGACUACGGCGACGUCGUCGUGGCCUUCGUGCUGAGCAAAAACGCGUCGGAACUGAGUGGAUCCGUGCCGGACAUGAUGGAGCUCGAGACGCUGCGUUACCGAAUCUUUUUGUUAGAGGGGUACAGCAGCUCCGACCCAUCAGGGAUGCAGGCGGUGCGUGCGGCGGGCGCGACGGCGGCGACGGGGGAGGAAAAGACCUCCGCUACUACUGCCUCUGCUGCUGCUGCUGCGUCGCUUCCGGAGUCUCCUGGGGCUGGCGUGUACGCGCGUGCGCUGACGCGCGACUCGUCCCCGCUCGACACCGCGCAAUCUCGCCUGCAGAGUCAGCUCUCCUCCUACAAAGCCUUUCAGCGCAACAACGCGACGAGGGCGUCGGUGAACGACCAACGUGCGCUUUCACCUGAAACGUCCGUCGCCAUCGAGGCGCGCGAGAGCCCCAUCCGCGCCUCGGCGCGGAGCGUGUCGAAGCGGAUGAGCUACUUUGAGAGUAUCCUGCGCAAGACCGAUCCGACAUACACACCGGGCUGCACCAAUGACGAAGACGGGGCGUACAUGUCGGAGCUGGAUCUGCAGCUGCUACGGCAGCGGCAACACCAGCAGCAACGGGCGGCGGUGCGGGCUCGCUACCCGGUGUACCGUGCGUCGAGCGUCGCGGAGAGCACGCUGCAAGCCUUUCAUGCGGAGGCGGUGGCUGCGGUGUCGGCUGCACGCCGUCGCCGGCGCAGAGGAGAGAGCGAGGACGGCGGCGGCAACGAACGGCGGGGGGACGCAUGA
Leptomonas pyrrhocoris is the source of this 4935-nucleotide messenger RNA. RefSeq lists its product as hypothetical. Lineage: Eukaryota; Euglenozoa; Kinetoplastea; Trypanosomatida; Trypanosomatidae. Bases 88 to 4935 code for a protein of 1615 amino acids. The record is from RefSeq and is a predicted model, not a curated record. The transcript has a single exon.